Messenger RNA from Plasmodium gonderi, 3213 nucleotides. Its product is annotated as protein kinase. The record is from RefSeq and is a predicted model, not a curated record. Gene Ontology annotation, molecular function: ATP binding; protein kinase activity. The transcript is spliced from 15 exons. Gene Ontology annotation, cellular component: cytoplasm. Gene Ontology annotation, biological process: protein phosphorylation; signal transduction. NCBI's taxonomy places the organism in Eukaryota, Apicomplexa, Aconoidasida, Haemosporida, Plasmodiidae. The coding region runs from base 1 to 3213 and encodes 1070 amino acids.
AUGAAUGAUUACUCUAGUGCGUGUAGAGAUAACAUUGUUUGUGAAGUGGUUAAAAGUGGUGGAAGUAAUUCUGUUCAGAGUAAUGGCACAGGUACUACCGAUAGUGAAAAUAAAAGUAACGUAACUAAUGGGAAUGGCAACCUUGAGGAGGAGCAGGAGACAUUCAUCAGUGAAGAAAAAUCAUUAAGGAGGGGCGGUGAAAGAGGUGGAAAAAAGUUGUGCGAAACUGGUGGAGAAGUGGAAAAUUUGCAGAAAGCCCACAAAGACACACUGAGAAAACUGAAGUCAAAUCUCGAAAUAAACCUAAAAAGAGGGGAAGAAAUAAUUAAAAACGCGUGUGUUUUCAUUUCUGACGAUUUAAUAUUAAAAAAAGAAAGUGAAGCCUCGAGAGAUUUUAUAAAAAGAUUAUCCAUGAAUGUCUUCCAUUUGUAUUUUCCACCACAUGCUACUUGUUAUAACAAAAUUUCGAUGGCCCUACUCUUCCUAAGCGGAGGUGUAGAAGACAUUCUAAUUGGCUUGAAAUACCUGAUUGAUAACCUGGACGAAAUAAAUUUCAUAGUUUUGAAAUUUUUAAAAAAACUGAAAAAGAGAAAAAAAAUCAAGAACAAUCAAGUUAUAUUACAUCUCAUCGAAUUUAUCCAAAACAAGCUUUAUGAAAAUAACAUAAAUUAUAGAUACUGCCAAUCCCAUAUGUUGGAUUUUUACGAUAACCUCAUGCAGAGCAAGCGAACUUUUUUCGAGGCAGGUCUACUGAAGGACGCUGUGGAUGUGAAAGACCUGAGACUUAUUUAUUUCUACAAACAUGAUAUUAAAGUGAAAUCAGAAGGAAGUUUUGUUAUGGACAUGCAGAAUCUAAGCAGUGACAGACACAUCGAUGAUGAAUAUUCUUCUGUCGAAUUACAAGAAGAAAAAGAAAUGAAAAAACGAAAUUUUAUAAUAACAGGCAGCGGAUAUGAGUUAAACCAUAAAUAUAUGAAAAAAAAAAAAAAAAAAAAAAAAAAAAAAUUGAUAGGAGAAAUACCUGUCCCAAAUGUGUACUUGGGAUUAUAUACGUGCUUUAAGGAAAAAUCUCUUUACGAUUUAGAAAAUUCUUAUUUGCUUUCCUUGAAAGAAAGAAUGUACAAUUGUGUUAAGAAAUGUGUUAAGAAGUGUGCCAAUAAGUGUGCCAAUAAGUGUGCCAAUAAGUGUGCCAAUAAGUGUGCCAAUAAGUGUGCCAAGAAAUGUGCCAAUAAGUGUGCCAAGAAAUGUGUUAAGAACUAUGCUAAGACGUUGGACGAGAUACCCAACCAUACGUGCAUGCAUGAGGAGAAGAAAAACUACAAACAGGAGGAAGACACAGAUUAUAUAUGCACCUGUCAUACAAGCAUAAUUGUAAAUGUAUUCAGUGAUGCCAAACUGCGAGAAAAGGUUAACAUAGCCAAGAAAGAAGUUAAAAAUACUAAAAAUAUUUUCGCAAAAAUAAAAAAAAUAGAAAAUUUAGUUGAAAAGAUGAUCAAGUACGAUCCUGAAAAUGUUAUUCAAACUGAGGUAGAAGCACCAUCCGAGGUAGAAGCAUCAUACGAUGAGGAUGGCACACCCGAGGGAGACAUGAUACAUGAGAAAGAGAGCGAAAAAGAUUGUAGUACAUUGAGGAAUGAAGAAGAAGAAAAAAAAUUUGGAAAAAGUUCACAUAUUGGUAUGCAUAAAAAAAAUGGAAGACAUAGAAAAGUGGAAUACAAAAAUAGUACGAGAAUCCAAGAGGAAAAAGGACAGAUGAAAAGAAAUUUCUCCCAAAUGAAAGGAGAACAAUGGGUGGAAGAACACUCCGAAAUGACACACAAUACAGUGAAAAGUACAAAUUAUAGCUACUGCCCCAAUAGAACAUUUUCUCAGAAAUUUUCCUCAGAAAAAAAAAAAAAAAAAAAAAAAUUAAAUCAAGAACCAGAGGAUUCAACUCUACAAAGUGAUGAAAGCAUAAAAACAUACUAUUACGAGAACUAUGAUUUUAAUUUUGUUUUCUUGGGAAGUGUUAAUAAGGGAUCCGAUAGGCAUAGGUCUUUGUUGUUUAAGCUAUUGUGUGAUUCAGUUGAUAUCCCUUGCAGAUUCAUCCGUUACACAAAAAACGAGAGAGUCAAAUAUUUCAACCUUGUCUUGGUUCCAUCCCUUCCAGAACAAAACAUCAUAGAAUGUAUAAUUCCAAUUUUUUGGGAGGAUAAGAUAAAAAUGAAAAUGAAUUUGAAUACACAAUCCAAAAUAACUAUUUCGAGUUUUAUGAAUAAUGUAAAAGUGCCUCUUGGAUACAUUGAUAAAUUCUUUUUAAAAAUAUGGGAGAGAAGCAACGAGGUGAUAAACUUAGAUGACUAUUUUAUCUUUAACAAGAAAUUGGGAGUGGGGGGAUUUGGGGAAGUGUGGAAUGUGUCAUUAAAAGAGGAUGCAGAAUGUCAAGAUUCAUUUUUCUUUUUCAGCAUAAAGGAUACUACACAGUUUGCUUUGAAAAUUAUGGACUUGAACGAAUUCAAUUUGAACGAGUCUGUAAUUAUGCGGGAAAAGGCACACACCAAUGUCGUGCAUAUUUAUUGCACAUUUAAAGGCUACCAGCUGCUAAUGAACAGACAGCACCAAGAAGAGAAAAAGGAGUCUCUUUGUUUUCUCCUGGAAUUAGCGGAUACUUCCUUAGAAAAAAUCUUUUGUGACCAAGGCGUGGUGUACAAUCUAAAUUUCGUUCGAUUAACUCUGCUAGAAAUAGCCAAUGUAAUGGCAUUUAUACAUAAGCCAAAUUCUAAACAAGAGUUUUACAUAUACAGAGAUUUGAAACCAGACAAUGUGCUAAUAAAGAAGAAGAAAAUCCUUAUGACAGAUUUCAACCUAUCGAGAAAGGUCAACGAAGAUUUCGAAUUUCUCAUGAGUCAAUGCUGUGGGACAAAGGGACAUUUGGCUCCAGAACAGAAAAGUGUGGCAUAUAAUAAAACAGUUGAUAUAUGGGCCUUUGGGAUUAUUAUAUCAAAGUUUUUAAAACAUCAAAAUUUUCAUUAUUUUUCUCAUAACGGUUAUAAAAUAGAUUUGAAGCAUUUAGAGAUUCAGGACAAAUUCUUGAUAAAUCUGCUGAUGGCGUGCGUUGAUGAAAAUCCAUUUAUGAGGCCAACUUUUGACGAAAUUACAAGAAUGCUCAUUAACGAAAUUGUAAGAAAUGAGUUAGAGGAAUAUGGGAGGGCACUAAUUUUAAAAUCAAGUUGA